Anisakis simplex (herring worm) is the source of this 519-nucleotide messenger RNA. Lineage: Eukaryota; Metazoa; Nematoda; Chromadorea; Rhabditida; Anisakidae. The record is from the annotation of a GenBank genome assembly.
AUGAAUAACAGUUUCGUAGCCAGCAGCAGAUCAUCAGCUUUCUCAUCCACUUCUUCUUCGGAUGUCUCGUCGAUCACAACCGACUCACAGCCGCCUUCAGCACUCAUGGGCAUACCAUUUCUUUACGGUGGCUUUCUAACAUCAUCAAUGCAAACAGGUCUGUGUCCUCGAACGCCAAGCAAUUCACUGCCUCCAUCAACAGUAGAACGCCCACAGCAACGAUCCUCGUUCGAUGAAUCCUUAGCAGAGAAUGGAGGACCCUCCAUAUCCAACGACCUCGUAUCGUCAUCUCCACCACCCGCACUACAAAAUUUAACGUCAUGCUGCUUGCAAGACGAAAUUUGGAUGCCCAACAAAUAUGCUCCGAAAGAGCAUGUACGGUUAGCUCCAGAAUUAUUUGAUGACUUCGGUAGUUGUUGUUGUUUUUUGUUGCGAGAGUGUGGUGAUGCUGCACUUGGUGCACGUAUCAGACAUCAUGCCCGUUGUGUGCCCGCAAACGUCGUCGCAUACAAACAAUAG